This is a messenger RNA of Hyaloscypha bicolor E, 1455 nucleotides long. Its product is annotated as fucose-specific lectin. The transcript is spliced from 2 exons. The coding region runs from base 1 to 1455 and encodes 484 amino acids. NCBI's taxonomy places the organism in Eukaryota, Fungi, Ascomycota, Leotiomycetes, Helotiales, Hyaloscyphaceae. The record is from RefSeq and is a predicted model, not a curated record.
AUGGAAGUUUCCAACGCCUCGGCUGUUCCGCAAUACUCCCAGCUGGAGGUCAAUCCAGAGUCUCUACCAGAAGUUGUCCCUCAAACGGCCUAUGGUAUCAAAGAUGCCUCUGCGAUUACUCAGCCUACUAUCACAGCUCCGAGAUGGUUCUUGCGAAAAAUCCAUUGGUUGUGGAUCGCUUUAGUGGUUGUGGUCUUGGCUGCGCUUGUAGGAGGUCUUGUCGGGGGCCUGCACAAAUCGCCCCAUUCACCACCCACUGGUGGAUCAGAUUCGUCUCCGACCAUGUCAGGCACCGCAACCAUUUUGUCGAGCUACUCCUAUCCCACAGCAAUCUCGUGGGGCUAUCCUCACAUGGAAGUAUUUGCAGUGGGACUGGGUGAUGCUUCCGUGUACAGGAAAUAUCGAGGUUUAGACUCUUCUGAUACGAUUUGGAAACCAACAAACGGCUCGCUAGAUUGGGUCGGAGGAACCUUGACAUCUUUCGACACAUCUGUGGCAGCCGUUUCUCGAACCAAAUACGUCAUGGAUAUCUAUGUCACAGGUGGUCAGUCAGAUGGUACUUUAGGCAUCUGGGAAAGGUCCCAUGGGCAGGGUGCUUGCUGUUGGGCAAAUUGGGGGUGGCUUGGCGGGGAGGCCAUUACCGCGCCCGCAGUUGUUUCCAGGACAGCCAGCAAAAUGGAUGUCUUCGUCUUGAAGAAUACUUUUGAACUCUAUCAGAUAUCCUGGGAUCCAGCCACCUUUCAAUCACCUUUUUGGGGUUCCUGGAGUCGCCUAGGAGGAAACUGGAGCGUAUUUACCCCGACAGUAGUCUCUUGGGAUCAGAACGGAAUGGACCUAUUCGUCGUCGACUCAAAUUCACACCAUCUCUACCAUACCUAUUGGAACGGAUCAUGGCAGCCUUCAUACAGGUUUGAAAGUCUCGGAGGAUACUGCACCUCAAGACCGACUGCAGUGUCUUGGGGCAGCGGUCGUCUUGACGUUUUUGUGCGAGGGGGAGAUGCCGGGCUAUGGCACCUCUCUUACAAUGGUUCUUGGUCAAACUGGACCUCGAUCAGUGGUAACACUUCCGUUCAAGCUGAGCCCGAAGCAAUUUCUUGGGGCGCGAAUCGCAUAGACGUCUUUGCGUGGGGUACGGAUAACUCGUUGCUGCACAAGAGUUUGGAUGGCACAAAGGGCUUGUGGACGCCGAGUAACGGCUUCGAAGUUCUGGGAGAUUCUCUGGCAGGCCCUCCGAAGGGAGUAAGCGAUGCGGUUGGCAGCUCGCACGUCGCGAGCUUCUCGAGAUUUGGAAGCGCGCAACAUAUUUCUUUCAACCAGACAUUAGGAACUUGGAGCCCUGAAGGGAGUGUUGACAACUUAGGGACUCCCGUGGGUGGUGGAACUGAGGUUCUUAAUAUGCCACAAUCAACAACAACAAGAUCCAUUGUCACGAUAGGACAUGCAACUAUAUUUUGA